Molecule: messenger RNA, 5422 nt
Organism: Anguilla rostrata (American eel)
Lineage: Eukaryota; Metazoa; Chordata; Actinopteri; Anguilliformes; Anguillidae
Product: mitogen-activated protein kinase kinase kinase kinase 4
Exons: 32
Coding region: 480-4565 (1361 amino acids)
Biological process (GO): protein phosphorylation
Molecular function (GO): ATP binding; protein kinase activity
Source: RefSeq, a predicted model, not a curated record
GGCUUGUCUGUUCGGAUCCUAAGAGGCCCAGCCCUAAAGCGUAGGGAGUGAGAGAGAAAAAAACAUUUUAUGUCGGCCACGGUGCGUUUCCGAUUAUUUAUCGAGCAGAAGAAAGGGGGAGCUCUUUUUCAUUUUUUUCUUCACCAUCAUUUUUUCCCCUCGUCCUCUCCCUCUCCCACAGCCGGAGCGCCGGCCCUGCCUUUUCUCCCAGUGAUUCUGCGAACCGGCUUCCUGUGUUUGUGUGGCUCUCGCACUAAGCGGAGGGAGAGCGGAGGUCCGAAAGCAUUUGCCAGCCUGCCACCUCAACAUGGUAUAGUCGCGUUUCUUCAACACCAGUGAGAGGGAGCACAAAGAGCACUCCGCGUCGAGCCUUUAAACCGUUUAAAUAACUUCACCAAUGAAGAGACACGGCUUUGCAAAGAUACAAUCAGCGUGAAGGAAGAAGGAUAGACACUGCAGUUUUAUUUAUUAUCUAAAAGAUGGCGAACGACUCUCCAGCUAAAAGUCUGGUGGACAUAGAUCUUUCCUCUUUGCGGGAUCCUGCUGGGAUAUUUGAAUUGGUGGAAGUGGUCGGUAAUGGAACCUAUGGACAAGUAUACAAGGGGCGACAUGUCAAAACGGGACAGCUGGCGGCCAUCAAGGUCAUGGAUGUCACGGAGGAUGAAGAGGAGGAAAUUAAACUGGAGAUUAAUAUGCUGAAGAAGUACUCCCACCACAGAAACAUUGCCACCUACUACGGUGCUUUCAUAAAAAAGAGCCCCCCAGGCCAUGAUGACCAGCUGUGGCUGGUGAUGGAGUUCUGUGGCGCCGGGUCCAUCACAGACCUGGUGAAGAACACCAAGGGAAACACGCUGAAAGAGGACUGGAUCGCCUACAUCUCUAGAGAGAUCCUUCGAGGGCUGUCCCACCUGCACGCCCAUCACGUGAUCCACCGCGACAUCAAGGGCCAGAACGUCCUGCUGACGGAGAACGCCGAGGUCAAGCUGGUUGAUUUUGGUGUGAGCGCACAGCUGGACAGGACGGUCGGUCGGAGGAACACCUUCAUCGGGACACCCUACUGGAUGGCCCCGGAGGUCAUCGCGUGCGAUGAGAACCCGGACGCUACCUACGACUAUCGGAGUGACUUGUGGUCCUGUGGGAUAACCGCCAUUGAGAUGGCCGAGGGAGCACCCCCUCUCUGCGACAUGCAUCCAAUGCGAGCCCUUUUCCUCAUCCCCAGGAACCCUCCGCCGAGACUCAAGUCCAAGAAAUGGUCCAAAAAGUUCUUCAGCUUCAUCGAGGGUUGUCUGGUGAAAAACUACACUCAGCGCCCCCCAACUGAACAGCUGCUGAAGCACCCCUUCAUUCGGGACCAGCCCAAUGAAAGACAGGUCCGGAUUCAACUCAAGGACCACAUCGACCGCACCCGCAAGAAGAGAGGCGAGAAAGAUGAGACGGAGUACGAGUACAGUGGGAGCGAGGAGGAGGAGGAGGAACCGCCAGAGCAGGAGGGAGAGCCCAGCUCCAUCGUGAACGUCCCGGGAGAGUCGACCCUGCGCAGGGACUUCAUCCGCCUCCAGCAGGAGAACAAGGAGCGUUCGGAGGCGCUGCGCAGACAGCAGCUCCUGCAGGAGCAGCAGCUCCGCGAGCAGGAGGAGUACAAGCGCCAGCUGCUGGCCGAGAGGCAGAAGCGCAUCGAGCAGCAGAAGGAGCAGAGGCGGCGGCUGGAGGAGCAACAGCGGCGUGAGCGGGAGAUGAGGAGGCAGCAGGAGCGGGAGCAGCGGCGGCGGGAGCAGGAGGAGAAGCGCCGCGUGGAGGAGAUGGAGCGCAGGCGCAAGGAGGAAGAGGAGCGCAGGAGGGCCGAGGAGGAGAAGAGGAGAGCCGAGCGGGAGCAGGAGUACAUCCGUCGUCAACUGGAGGAGGAGCAGAGACACCUAGAGAUCCUGCAGCAGCAGCUGCUCCAUGAACAAGCCAUGUUGCUGGAGUACAAAUGGCGGGAGAUGGAGGAGCAGCGGCAAGCGGCUCGUCUCCAGCGGCAGCUGCAGCAGGAGCAGGCCUACCUGCUCUCGCUCCAGCAGGACCACAAGCAGCAGCAGCAGCAGCAGCCACAGCAGCAGCAACAGGCUGCCCCGCCCCCAGAGCCCAAAGGCCCCGCCCCUCAACCCGAGCCUCAGCCAAUCGAGCGGGUCAGAGAGGCUGAUGAAAGAUUUCGAAAGAAUGUUCAGGGCUCUCCUCAAGCAGCACAGUCCAAGCAGCCCCCCGUGCCCCCCCGCGCGGAACCAUUCUCUAACGGCAACUCCUCCGAGCCAGUGCACAGGCCCACAGAACCUCAGGUCCAGUGGUCUCAUGUGGCAGCUCCCCCUGUGUCUCGCUCCCAUUCCUUCAGUGAUCCGCUUCCUAGUUUUGCACAUCUCCAUCUGCGCUCUCAGGACCCCCACCACCCAGCGCCUGCACGCGGCGAUCCGCUGCCCCCCUCAGAACCUAGGGCAGAGCCCCCUGGGGCCUGGGCUCGGGGCCACAAUGAGGAGGUCCCUCCCAGGGUCCCGGUGAGGACAACGUCCAGGUCCCCUGUGCUCCCUCGCCGGGAGUCGCCCCUCCAGGGGAACCUGCAGCAGCAGAGCAGCCAGGUGGGACAGAGGAACUCCAGUAACGCAGAGCCACGCCUCCUCUGGGACCGUGUGGAGAAGCUGGCCUCCAGGCCGGGCAGCGGCAGCUCCUCCGGCUCCAGUAACUCCAGCUCUCAGGCCGGGUCCCAGAGCAGCUCUGGGGAAAGGUUCCGAGUGCGCUCCUCUUCAAAGUCUGAGGGCUCCCCCAUGCAGCGCCCGGAACACGCCGGAAAGAAGCCCGACGAGAAGAAGGACUUUGUCAGACCGAGCCGGCCAGCUGACCUUACUGCCCUGGCCAAGGAGCUGCGUGCCGUGGAGGACGUCCGCCCCCCCCACAAGGUGACGGAUUACUCGUCCUCCAGCGAGGAGUCGGGGACCACAGAUGAGGACGAUGAGGACGUGGACCAGGAGGGUGCGGAGGAGUCCACUUCUGGCCCUGAGGACUCGCGAGCGGUCUCUUCCAAGCUGAGCAACGGCGAGACGGAGUCGGUGAAGACGAUGAUUGUGCACGACGAGGCGGAGAGCGACCCGGCCACCACGCCCUGCAAAGACGGAACUUUGAUAGUCCGGCAGAGCGCGGGUGACAAAAAGCGCCCCGGCCCAGGCCCAGGCCCCGGCCCCGCCCACCAAGAGAGCAAUGGCUUUGCCGGCCGCAUUCACCUCUUACCAGAUCUCAUCCAGCAAAGCCAUUCCUCCUCCUCCAACUCCCCUUCAUCCACCCAGACGAGCCCCUCCAUGUCCCCCCAGACCCCCCUGGACAAGCUCACUGCUAACCAGACCCAGUCUGCCAGUAACACUUUGCAGAAGCAUAAGUCCUCCUCCUCUUUCACCCCAUUCAUUGAUCCCCGGUUGUUGCAGAUCUCCCCCUCCAGCGGGACCUCCCUCAACUCUGUGGCAGGUUUCGGUAAUGAGGCCAGACUACAGGAAGUCCUGAGACAGGACCCCUCCAGGAAGGGCUCAGUGGUGAACGUGAACCCCGUGAACACACGGCCGCAGAGUGACACCCCAGAAAUUCGCAAAUACAAGAAGCGGUUCAACUCCGAGAUCCUGUGUGCUGCACUGUGGGGUGUGAACCUGCUGGUGGGCACAGAGAGCGGUCUGAUGCUGCUGGACCGGAGCGGCCAGGGGAAGGUCUACCCCCUCAUCAGCCGCAGACGCAUCCAGCAGAUGGACGUGCUGGAGGGACUCAACGUCCUUGUGACAAUAUCAGGUAAAAAGAACAAGCUGCGAGUGUACUACCUAUCCUGGCUGAGGAACAAGAUUCUGCACAAUGAUCCUGAGGUAGAGAAGAAGCAGGGCUGGACCACGGUGGGUGACCUGGAGGGCUGUGUGCACUACAAAGUCGUAAAAUAUGAGCGAAUCAAGUUUUUAGUUCUGGCGUUGAAGAAUUCCGUGGAAGUCUAUGCAUGGGCCCCAAAGCCAUACCACAAGUUCAUGGCCUUUAAGUCGUUUGGAGAAUUGGUGCACAAGCCGCUGCUGGUUGACCUGACGGUGGAGGAAGGUCAGAGGCUGAAGGUCAUCUAUGGCUCCUGCUCUGGGUUCCACGCUGUGGAUGUGGACUCGGGGGCUGUGUACGACAUCUAUCUGCCAACGCACAUCCAGACAAGCAUCCAGUCUCACGCCAUCAUCAUCCUGCCGAACACGGACGGCAUCGAGCUGCUGGUGUGCUAUGAGGAUGAGGGGGUCUACGUCAACACGUACGGGCGGAUCACCAAAGACGUGGUGCUGCAGUGGGGAGAGAUGCCCACCUCUGUGGCCUACAUCAGGUCCAACCAGAUAAUGGGUUGGGGAGAGAAGGCUAUCGAAAUCCGCUCCGUGGAGACGGGACACUUGGAUGGAGUCUUCAUGCACAAGAGAGCCCAGAGGCUCAAGUUUCUGUGUGAGAGAAAUGACAAGGUGUUCUUUGCAUCCGUGCGCUCUGGAGGCUCCAGUCAGGUGUACUUCAUGACACUGGGGAGGAGCUCCCUGCUCAGCUGGUAGGAAACACACACUGGCGUACUGGAGAAAAAGAUGAAGGAACGACCGUCUGCAAGAUUCAAGAUGACAAUGGAAAAAAAUGUUAAAAAAAGACCCUUUCACUUAAUCUACAACCGGAGUACCGAGCUACACCGAGCACUGGGGCCGUGCAACACCUUAGACUGCCGCCGCACACGAAACGGAUCUGGAGUUUUACCGAAGCGCGCUAAGACAUGAGCUGGUGAAAAGGGCUUCUUGGUGCUGAUGAGAUGGAGGAUGUCGGGCGUCCGGAUUGUUACAGUGUCAACAGUGGCGCAAUACCAGGCAACAGGGUUAACCCAUCGCUGUACCAGACUCCCCUCUUGGGUCCAUGCCCUGUCCUGCUCACAGUGCAGGAGCCCUCUGCCCACUGUGGUUCACCCCAGGUGGGCAGGGGCUGCAGCUUACAGUUCAUUAGUCCAUUAUAUAUUAGACCAGCCAGGAGGGGGGUGGGGGGUGAAAGCCUGUACUAUUAAUGGUUCAGUGUAUUUUAGAUCCAGCCAGGACAGCACAGCUGAAGGCCUGCUCUGUUAAUACGCUUGUAUACGUUAAGAUGUCUCUCUUUUGAAUCCGUUGUCUUAUGGCCCCAAAGUCAGGGUACAGCCAUGACCAUUCGUUAAUGGUAGUCACCACAGUUGUCACAUUGUGUGUCAAAAGCAGUAAGGCUUGGAUCAAGUGAUGUCGGUGGGGCAGGUCUGUGGUUUGGGCCGUGUGUAGGGGGGUGGUGGUCCGCAGAUGCAGCUGUCACUGGACCUUUAGCCAAGUUAGAAAAAGGAAUUCGCCGCUUUUCCGGUUGUGAGGAAAGUUCAUUGGAAACCUUAUCAUGCACCUACCAUUUAAAA